UUGCCCUUUUAUUUCAUGGGUCACUUCACCUUAUAUGUACUUAACAUGGACACUAGAAGCAUCUAUAUAAUGGACUCCAUGCCUAUACCAUCAUGGUUUAAGGGUGAUCAUCCUAGCAUGCAUUAUAUCCAUAAUAUACAUUAUAUUGCCAACAAUAUGAAUGCUGCCAUGGAAUUGGCCAAUCCUACAUGGAAAGACGAUAUUUAUAUGUGGCGUCGUUUAGUACCAACAUGGGUUCCAAGAACAUUAAACUGGGAUUUAUCUGGCUUUCUUGUUAUCAACUUUAUGCACGAUUGGAAUGGUAUAAGGUUACCCUGCAUUUGCACUAAUGGGAAUGACCUGAGGACCAAAUUCUUAGUAGAAUUAUUGAAGUACAAGGACAAUGAAUCCAAAGACAACAUUCCAGAAGAAAUAUAAGAAAUUAUUAGGCACAUUAGAUAGAUAUGAUUUUAUUUGUAAUGAUGCUCAACUUAUUAUCCUAAUUAAUUUUAUUGCAUUUUAGGUUCGUAGUAUCGUUAGGAACAUUUGCCAACAUAUAUUUUAGUUAUAUGUUGCAAAUAUGAAGGCAGUUCAGAUUUCUGUACUUUCAACGAUGCAUUGGUGUUUUAGAAGCUUCAGCUUAUCCUACUGUAGUACUGUGCUUAAAAGACUCCUAUGGGUUUCCAUCUUUUUAUUGGAAACGAAGUACCAUACUAUUGUACUGUACUGUGACUUACAGGUAUGGAGGGAUAGGGCUCAUAACACCUUCUAGCUUCGUGAGUCAAAU
Zea mays is the source of this 766-nucleotide messenger RNA. RefSeq lists its product as uncharacterized. The coding region runs from base 16 to 417 and encodes 133 amino acids. The transcript has 3 exons. Lineage: Eukaryota; Viridiplantae; Streptophyta; Magnoliopsida; Poales; Poaceae. The record is from RefSeq and is a predicted model, not a curated record.